This is a messenger RNA of Pocillopora meandrina, 501 nucleotides long. Lineage: Eukaryota; Metazoa; Cnidaria; Anthozoa; Scleractinia; Pocilloporidae. The record is from the annotation of a GenBank genome assembly.
AUGGAGGGACGCAGUCGAAUACCAAGCGUUCAAGUUGCUGCACAAUCAAAGGGAGACGGCUUGCCGCCUCUUCCAAUGGGUUGGGCCCCGAAGACAAUUAAGAAAAAGGUGCGUUUUACAAGGAAACAGACCGAAUUCUUAACUGACCAAUUUCAAAAAGGGGAGUAUAGUGGACGGAAAAGCGAUCCACAGGAAGUUUCGAAAACCACGAGCCUAGCAAGAGACCAAGCGGGGGGACGUCGAUUUCAACCUGAUGAAGUCCUUACGUCGCAGCAGAUUAGUGGCUUCUUCAGCCGUCUUUCAGUAAAGAAGCGAUUAGAAGUUACAGCCGCCGGUAACCGAGCAAAAGCUAGUGAAAUCUCAGAAGUGGACAUGGAGAGCGUCGACAAGGACGAAAUUUCCGCCGAAGCUGAGAGCCAUCUAUCUGCAGUGUGUGCAAAUGUGAUGAGAGAUGUGGCUAUUCAACAUCCGAUUGUAUCUUUCGAUCUAAACAUCUGUUAA